CACACAUGCUCAGCGCGCGCAGGGAAACGCGCCAGAUGUUACUUAUACUCUGCACGUGCUGGGAAAACCGGACCGUAAUGGCACGCGCGUUCAUUCCUAACCCAGCCUAGAUUCAAAUGAUGACAACAACAAUUAGUAUUAUUAUGUAAACAAUUCUAGGUGCGUUUAUUAAAGGCGAGGCCGUCAUGGUGCACACCGUGAUCUGCGUGAACGGAUGAUGACACCGACCGCGACGUCACGAGACCGUUAUGGUGACUCCGUAAAAGCCAGAGGAACACAGUUGCACACUCAGGAUCAAGUCCUCAGAGGUUAAUACAGUAUGCUGAUGACAUCCUUGCCACACAACAGAAUUUGAAUUAUGGGUAACGUGGAGAGCCAGUAUGGCAGCCACAGUUUCUAUGGCGACCGUGAACGACAGCUGUCACGGAAGCGAGUGUCCCGAUCGUUGCGUCUAUCGGGGAAGCAGUCGUACCGGAGAAAACCCGAGCACCGUAACUCGGAGACAAGCACACGCUCCAGCAGCACUCCCAGCAUCCCACAGUCGCUUGCUGAGCAUGGCCUGGAGCCGUUUGACGACGCUGAUGCACUGCCGCACUUCAGCUCCCCCAUCUGGGUGGACCGGGUGGCUAUGAAUCUGCGGCCUAUGAGCUUCCACAAGGAUUCAGCUCACGAGCCGUGUAACAACACUUCGGCUGACAUUCCUGCUGUUGAUGCUGACAAUGAGCAAAGUACGCAGGACACCUCCAAGCCGCCAGAUGGCGCCGGUUCUUUCAAGAAAAAGCGUUCCAAAUCUGCAGACGUUUGGAGAGAUGACUCUUUGGAGGUAUCUCUGUCUGAUGCAAGUCUGGAGCGCUUAACAAGCACAGAAGAUCUCACGGACAAUGCUAACAUCACUGAUGUCACCCGUGCUAACUCGCUGGGUGAGCUUUACACACCGCAGAGCUACGCCAAGAAACGCCACAAGGGUGGAGCUGUAUGCAGAGACAGUUUGGAGGACAAGAUGCUGUCUCCAUGCGAGGAUGAUGGUGCCACCUAUGGAGCUUUCACACUGCCCUGCCGCCGAUCUCAUUGUCUGUCAGAAGGUUUGACCAGUCACCAGGCAGCAAUGCCAGGGAGGCGGGCACAAACCAUCCAAGACGUGACAGUAGGGGACAUCAUUGAGCUGGAGGACAGCGGGAUCGAUGGCUUGAUUGGAGACGGUGGUGUGUGUGAGCUCCCGUCUCGCCGUUACAAGGCCCUGUCUGUGUACUCCACACCAGCAGGGGGCAGUGGAGACACACCUGACUCCGGCGUGCAGGGCGUGUACGAGAACUUCCGGCAGGAGCUGGAGAAGAGCGGCUGCAGGGCAGAGACUCCGGAGGAAGGGGCGUCGGCUCUAAGUGACGAACUGAGCUCGGCCAAUCAGACGGAGGCACUUGCCGGUGUGACCGAAGGCUGCGUACGCAAAGCCGGCCGUCUUAAUGUGAAAAACCUGCUCGUGCACAAGAAGAACAAGAAGGUGGAGCUCGCUGCUCGUCGCAAGUGGAAGAGCUACUGGGUCUCGCUAAAAGGAUGCACUCUGUUUUUCUAUGAGACGGACGGGCGUUCGGGAAUCGAUCACACCAGCAUCCCAAAGCAUGCCGUCUGGGCGGAAAACAGCAUCGCACAGGCCGUUCCUGAGCACCCGAAAAAAGAUUUUGUCUUCUGCCUCAGCAACUCAAUGGGAGACUCCUACCUUUUCCAGACAUGUAGUCAGACAGAGGUGGAGAACUGGGUGACAGCGAUCCACUCUGCAUGCGCGGCCGCCGUUGCUCGGCAACAUCACCGCGAUGACACGGUACGCUUCCUGCGCUCCGAGAUCCGAAAACUGGAGCAGAAGAUCGACAUGGAUGAGAAGAUGAAGAAGAUGGGAGACAUGCAGCUGGCCUCCGUCACCGAUACCAAGAAGAGGAAAACCAUUCUGGAACAGAUCUCAGUGUGGGAGCAGAAUCUGGAGUGUUAUAACGUGGACUUGUUCCGAUUGAGGUGUUAUUUUUGCAGCCUGCAGGGAGAGGAGCUGCCCAAUCCGAAGCCUCUUCUCUCAGUGGCCUCACGCUCUACCAAACUCUCCAUGGGACGUCUCGGCUUCUCGGUGUCUUCCUUCCACGCUCUGGUGGCAGCACGUACAGAAAGUGGUGUUCGGAGGAGAGCACACGCCAUGUCACACUCCACUGGCAAGCGAAAAAGUCGCUUCUCCUCACUGUGGGGACUGGAGACGAACUCAAAGAGGAAAAUACACACCCACACACACCCCAGCAUUGAGCAGGUGUUUGCAGAAGGGGAGGAGUCAGUGAAGAGAGAUCUGGAGGGAAUGAUGGAGGAAUCUUCAAGAGGAAAUGUGAAAGACGAGCAGGUGUGUGUGACGGGCAUGGUGAAGGACCGCCUCACGCCCUCCUGGGUGUGUUUGCCCGACGGUCGUCCCAUUCUCACCGUAAUACGGCCUGGAGAGUCAGCACUCGACACACUCGAGAUCAUCUGCAAGGCUCAUGAUUUGGACUCAACCAAACAUUACCUGCGUUUAAAGUUCCUGAUUGAGACACAGGUGCAGUUCUACAUCCCCAAGCCAGAGGAAGACGUAUACGACCUGCUCUACAAGGAGAUCGAGCUCUGCUCGAAGAUUAAGAAAGUCAUUCAGUUUGACAGGGAUGAGUCCUGCAUGAUCGGCUAUGGUUUCUCGAUCUCUAUGGUGGAGGACGACAGCGUGCAGCAGCUCUACAUUACGGACGUAAAAGCAGGAGGAUUAGCGUUUGCCAAAGGUUUGAAUGCGGGCGAUGAGAUCCUACAACUGAAUGGAAAAAACUCCAGCACAUUGACAUUCUCCGAUAUGAAGACGGCAUUCUCUCAGGCAUCUCUCUCACUCACUGUGAACACACUGCCCCUGGUGGACCGAAGACAACACUGUUUCCUGCCCCCAAGACGCUCUGAUGCUGUCCAGCAACUCUACACCGACAUCUUCUCCCAGAACCAGGAGGACAUUCUGGAUGAUGGAGUUGGGCUCAUAUCAGAGACGUCUGGGGACAGCCUGGACGAUGACGCCGAGCUCUUUAGCGAGUACAGGGACUAUGAAAAGAGCACAGAGCAGGUCGCUGCUUUUUGCCGAAGUCUUCAUGAGAUGAGCCCUUCGUCGGAAGCAGCUUCGGCUUCGUCCUCUUCCUCACUUCCUCGUCAGCUCUCAGAUGCGGACAAACUGCGCAAGGUCAUCUGUGAGCUCGUGGAGACCGAGCGCACCUACGUUAAGGAUUUGAAUUGUCUUAUUGGGAGAUAUUUGACUCCUCUGCAGAAGGAAAGCUUCCUCACCCAGGAUGAGCUGGACGUGUUGUUCGGGAACCUUCCGGAGAUGCUGGAGUUUCAGGUGGAGUUUUUGCGCACGCUGGAGGACGGAACGCGACUCGUCCCUGACCUGGAGAAACUGGAGCAAGUCGAUCAAUUCAAGAAAAUACUCUUCUCUCUCGGCGGUUCGUUCCUUUAUUACGCCGAUCGCUUUAAGAUCUACAGCGCAUUCUGUGCGAGUCACACUAAAGUCCCCAAAGUCCUGGUGAAAGCAAAGACGGACCCGGACUUUAAGGCGUUCCUGGACGAGAGGAACCCGAAGCAGCAGCACUCGUCCACGCUCGAGUCAUAUCUGAUUAAACCCAUCCAGAGAGUGCUGAAGUACCCACUGCUGCUGCGUGAGCUUUACACACUCACUGACCCCGAGAGCGAGGAGCACUACCACUUGGAUGUGGCAGUGAAGGCCAUGAAUAAAGUAGCCAGCCACAUUAACGAGAUGCAGAAGCUCCAUGAGGAAUUUGGCGCUGUGUUCGACCAGCUCAUCUCAGAACAGUCCGGCAGUAAGAAAGAGGUAGCUGAUCUUUCGAUGGGAGACCUGCUGCUACACACCACUCUGAUUUGGCUCAAUCCUUCCUCAUCUCUGGGAAAAUGGAAGAAGGAGCCACAACUCGCCACCUUCGUGUUUAAAACAGCCGUCGUUUUUGUCUGCAAAGACGGCUCCAAACAAAAGAAGAAAAUGGGUGGGUCACAACGGGCAUCGGUAUCAGGUGAAGACAGAGACCCGUUCCGUUUCCGUCACAUGAUCUCCACUGACGCCCUUCAAGUUCGAACCCUGACUGGUGCAGAUGGUGACAGCGCUGCGGUGUGUGAGAUCAUCCAUGUGAAAUCGGAGUCGGAAGGAAGGCCUGAGAGAGUGUUUCACCUGUGUUGCAGUUCUCCCGAAAGCAAGAAGGACUUCCUGAAGACAGUGCAUUCCAUUUUAAGAGACAAACAGAGACGGCAGCUGAUGAAGACAGAAAGUCUUCCUCCUAGCCAGCAGUACGUGCCGUUUGGAGGGAAACGUCUGUGCGCUCUGAAAGGAGCUAGACCCACGAUGAACCGAGCAGCCUCUGCUCCAACGCGUACUUUGGGUCGGCGCAAGCUAGUGCGAAACCGCUUCACCAUCGACACGGACAUCGUGUUUGACACCGACGCCGACUCGCCAGACUCCCAGGCUUCCCUGCAGCCAGGCGACACAGACCGCUGGGUGGAGGAGCAGUUCGACCUGCAGCGCUACGAGGAGCAAGAGCAAGCAAAAGAGACGGAUUUACUGAGUGAUGAGGACGGUGACGACGAAGACCUCAGCCAGGACCUAGACGGACCCGUGUCGGCCAUGUCACUGGAGGACGAAGAAGAGGAAACUAAAACUGAAGGCAAAGACUGCAAAUCCCAGCAUGCUUUGAGGCUGUCCCAUCUUGGGAAGCAGUGCGCCAUGUCGGUGGCCAGCGUAGACGAGCAGUCGGUUAUUGCCGAUGAGAACGUGUGGGUGCGACGGGAGAUGAGCAGUACUGACAGUGAUACACAGAACGAGUCACAGAGCUGAAGACUAGCUCACGUUUCAUUAUUACACGAGAACAGCGUUUAGUUCGAACACCAUACAGUAAUAUAGAGCUCGCGUAGGGAUGGCUGACCGGAAUUCGGACAGAAACAAAAAAGAGUCAGAAACGUAACGACCAGACUUUAGAUACUUCAAAGGAAAUACAAAACCACUAAAUACAUCGGGCAAGUGCUAAUCCCUAUUGAGCAGCACAGUCUUACUCUUGUGCUGCAAGUGCACACUUACAUUACUCUUUCUAGAGGAAACCCAUCGAGCGCAGAGAUUCUCUCCAGCACCACAAAUAUACAGUAGGUGAUAGAUCUAAUACCUAAACGCUCUCUUAACUAGCACUCUGGACAUGAGAUUACUUCAGCCGUGUCAAGACACUUUCAGUUAUUUCAGGCGUCGUCUUCAAAUUUACACCACCCAAACAGUAGGUGAGAUGGAAUGUGAAAUAUCUAACCAGUACCGGCUUUAUGUGUGAAAUGUACAAUAACAAAACGUACAACCAUAAAAACACUGAGACGACAUCGUGCGACGUUGGCCAAUUAAUACCAUGUUUUUGUUUGAAAAACAUUCUCAAUGGAUUGACUACUGAUUUGACUGUAGGUGUGAAUGUAUGCGCAUGGUGACCUGAGGGUGUAUUUCCACCACACACCCAGGCUUCCUGGGUGAAGCUCCCUGAUCAUGAUAUGGAAGAUAAUAAUAAUAAUAAUAAUAAUAAUAAUAAUAAUAGUACUAUUGCAUUCCGUUUAUAUAGCACCUUUCCAACGCGCAAGGUUACUUCAUAAUGGCGAUUCUCAAUCUAUUCCAGAUUGAUUCCUAUGUAACCGUAUUUCUACGACUUAAGGGAGGACUUCCAGAACGUGUUUUUAUUUGCGACUUUCAGAGUAUAACCAGUUGCUUGCUUCCUUACCAAGUACCGAUAGCGAAAUUGUCCCCUUGUGACCAUGUCCUCAUGUGUUCAGGCUAUAAAAUAGCCCCUGCUAUAUCACGUGCAUACUCUGGCCGUUCUCGUCAAUCCUGGUGACCCAGGUUGCCAUGUGGUCCAGAACAAAAUGAAGUAGAACCUAAUCUAACCUCGGUUCUACAACAGACCAGAAAAUCGUUAAAAGGCGAUGAAAGGAUCACAGAGCUACAGUGUACUCGGCAUCUUGAAUCCUCCACAAGACGAGAAGGGAAAGAGGAUGAGCUUGACGUAACGGGGACCUUUUAUAGGCUGCAUAGUCACACUCUUUGUACCGGACAAACGGGAAUACUCGACUAGCUCCUCUGGUAGUUCUUUCAGUCUUAAAUCUUUGGUGACACACGUAACCUUCCAUUUUUCUUCCUUUCAUUACAGACCACCAGGUCGGUUGUUUUUGAAAUUGAUCUCACGGUCAAAGGUGAUGACUUUGCUAUUAGUUCUCAUUAUGUACAUGAGAAUACUCCCCUAGUACUGAAGGAAACUGCCUGGAAGUCCAGAACUAAAGGCAGCAGAACUGAUUUCUUUUGCAAUUUUUUUUUGUAUUUUUGUUUUACCAAAAUCAUUUUAAACAAGGUGGCUUGUGUUUGGUGAUAUCGUUUUAGAGCGCUAUUAGGGUGGGCGAGUACACUGAUCACUGAUGUGUGAUUACCCGGAGGAAGGGGAUGAUGGAAAAACAAAACAGUGUUGUUGUGAUGUCUUCCUUAUUAGCGAGCAAGUUACCAGAGCAUGUUAGCAGAAUCAGAGAGAAUCGUUUACGAUCGGCUACGCUACUUUGGAGCGCUGGAUUUGUACCGGAACUUCUGAAUCGUCAGUAAUAUGGUGGCAUUGUGACGUGAAGGUCCAAAAGUUCAUUAGAUCAUCAAUCUUACUUGGGGGAAACUUUCACCUCAGAGGUAGUGUUGUUUUUUUUUUUGUUUUUUUUUUGCACAUGCUACAAUUUCAGCACAGCCUGGAAAAUCUGAAACAGUUCAGCGAUCAGUGAUGGACAGGAAUGCUACAGUCACACAAUCGUAUGUCACAGGAUGCCGGGAUAACACACUCAUGCACCCGUGCUUUUUCCACUACGGUCUCUAAAAGACUCUCGUGUGUGGGUGCUGUGUUCCUUCAUACACUCAGUAUAUUUAUUUAGUUACUACACAAGUCCCCAGUCUCUCCAUGUUCGUUUUUUUAAUUCUAUAUGUUCAGUUUGUCUCAAGCACUUAUGCUUUUUAUUUAUUGCGUCGAUCUAAAGUAUAGUUAUUAUUAGCCUUCUAAAUAUUAUACUAAUUCUAAUAACGUGUACAGACUUGUUUUAGUAAGAGCAGCGCUUUCUUUCUUUUCUUUUUCUUUUUUUUUUUUUAUUUUUAUUUUUUAAAGUUGUACAUAUUUGCAUUCUUUUCCAAGUGUUUUAAAAAUGUAAUUAUUUUUUUCAUUUUGAAGAAAAUGAUCAGGAUUGAACCAUUUUGUACAUAUGUACAUAUACGGUAUAUACAUAAGUACACGUAUACACGUAAGGUAAAGGUGUAGGGGAUAACCAUCCAAGGAAAUGCAUCACGUUAUCUACUUCCAACGGCACAUUUCCAAAGAAAACAACAUAUAAAGUCGGUUUUAAGGUAUAUUUCUGCUAGCUAGAAACGCUCCAAAAUGCAACAUUGAUGCUAAUUUAGCCAGUCUGAGCAACGUAACCUGAACGGCACGAGUUUUAUUUUCGCCUGUAGGUGUGUUCUAGCAGGCCCCGCCCCUUGUUUAAUUCGACUCGAACAGCCACAGAGCUACGGGUGUAAAAAUAUCACUAGAAUACCGAACGUCACUGGUUUAUCUACAGCGAUAACACGUGUUCCUAACAAUUUCGUGCUCAGUACUGACAUGUCUGUGUUCGAUUUAUGAACCCAGUGCGAGGACGCGAGGAAAUAAAUUCUCAACGCUGUGAUAACGUACAGUACAACAAUCAUUAGGUGUAGCAGUCUGGUAAAACCCUACACAUGGUGAACUCUUGCCAUGUCCUCCUAUAAAGAAGUAAAGCUCUAGGUGAACAAUGUCACGAACCUUGAGAUGGUACGGAAGCAGGCGCGGGAGGCGAGUGAACCGAGUAGAGUCGGGAAGUUCCGGAAGCGUAGUCGUAGAGUCAGCAAGGGUCAAGCGAUCGGGCGAACAAUCCAAAUGGGGAUAUCCAGAUAACGUAGUCGAGACGAGAAGCGAGGGUCGAAGAUCAUAAGAAACAAUGAACUAGAAGAGCUUGGUAACGCAGCAAACUAAGUUACUGAGCGUAUACUUCGCGCAGAUCCCGGGUGGAUGUCCUUCCUAAGUACUAGUUUGUGUGUGUGUGUGAUUGGUGCCAGGUGUGUCUGAUCAGAACUCCGGGGAUGGUGAGCGCAUGCGUGCCUGAGAAGUGAGCAUUGCAUCUUGGGAAUUCGAGUUCUGAUCGGACCGCGCUGUGACAGAACCCCCCCCCAAAGGGCUCACUGCGGGAGCCGAGUUCUUUCUUGGCCUCCCCCGGGAUCGUGGACCUGGGAGAUGAGGAUGAGUGACGUGAAAGUCCUUGGUGAGCUGUGGAUCCAGUAUAUCCUGUUUGGGCACCCAGCACUGUUCCUCCGGUCCGUAACCCUCCCACUCGACCAAAUACUCCAGUUGCCCCUCCUGUGUCUAGAUUUGAGGAUGUUUUUGACGCGGUAAGCCGGUUGUCCAUCAAUCUCCAGAGGAUUCGGAGGAGUCUCAGCUGGUACUUCGGUGGCUAGAGGACCGUUAACAACAGGUUUGAGACGUGAUACGUGGAAUGAAGGGGAGAUGCGGCUGUGCCGUGGCAGUUCCAGACGGUAGAUGACCUCAUUGACCCGCUUGAGGAUCUUGAAUGGUCCAGUAUACCUUGGCGCUAGUUUUUUACAACUGUGGGCUUGUCUCAAGUCUCUUGUGGACAACCAUACCCGGUCGCCUGGUUGGUAGUUAGGGUGUUCUUUGCGGCGGCGAUCUGCCUUGUGUUUAUACGUCUCUGUCGUCUCCUUCAGGCGUCGAUGGGUGUCAGCCCAGACACGCUCACUACGUUUGAACCAGUGGUCAACGGCCGGAGCUGCGGUGGGGGUUGCGU
Molecule: messenger RNA, 8892 nt
Organism: Ictalurus punctatus (channel catfish)
Lineage: Eukaryota; Metazoa; Chordata; Actinopteri; Siluriformes; Ictaluridae
Gene: tiam1b
Product: TIAM Rac1 associated GEF 1b
Exons: 28
Coding region: 359-4870 (1503 amino acids)
Biological process (GO): positive regulation of axonogenesis; activation of GTPase activity; small GTPase-mediated signal transduction
Cellular component (GO): cytosol; plasma membrane; synapse
Molecular function (GO): protein binding; guanyl-nucleotide exchange factor activity
Source: RefSeq, a predicted model, not a curated record